This is a messenger RNA of Rangifer tarandus platyrhynchus (Svalbard reindeer), 1539 nucleotides long. Lineage: Eukaryota; Metazoa; Chordata; Mammalia; Artiodactyla; Cervidae. The record is from the annotation of a GenBank genome assembly.
AUGGGGAGGGACUCCUGUUCGCUCUGUGGUCUGAAAGCCAUCACCUUGCAGGUUUGUCCAAGUGUGGGGCCGCUCCAGGACGCUGCCCACAGCUACCCUGGGACCUCAGAGGUGGCUGGGGGUAGGGGCAGGGUGACGGUGGGCCGGGGAGGCCUGCAGCCCGACCCAGACACACCGGUGGGUGAGGACCUGGCUGCUUCCAGAAGCGUCUGGAGGAGAAGAGUGCGCUUCAGGGGGUUCUGUGAAAGGCCACAAGCUGUCAGCCUGCAGGGCGCUUGGAACCACACCCUGCCCCCACGCAGACAGGCGGAGGCUCUAAGGCUCUCUGUGGUCAGCAGUGAAGCGACCCACACCUCGCAGGGCCCAUGUGAGAGCCAGGGGAUGGGGACAACGGGUGCAGGAGCCAGGAGGGCUUCCCGGGGACUCGCUGGCCACGGGCCCCCGGGGAUUGGGCCGCAGCAGCAGCUGCAGCAUCAGCUCCAAUGCCCCCGGGGCGGGCUCUCUGGGCCGGCACCCCUCCCCUGGCAGCGGCUGGGAGUAGCCAGGGCAGGGGGAGGCUACAGGCCACAACCCUGCCAGGAGGCCCAGGCCGAGCAGGCGCUGGCCACCCACCGUGGGCACCUGGAUGCUUCUGGGCGGGCCACGCUCAAGGGGAGCCCUGCUGGACCCUGCCCCAUGGCCCGGCCUGCUCCCUGCGGCCCUUCUGGGCGGGCCGUGCUCAAGGGGAGCCCCGCCAGACCCUGCCCUGUGGCCCCGCCUGCCCCCUCCGGCCUCGCCUUUGCUGAGGAGCCACGAGAUGAGAACUCAGUGGUUCUGGGAUCUGCUCUUCUGCAAAACCAGCAGGUGGAGACGCACCUGUUGGCCUUCCUGCCGCCUCCGUGGUCCGGAGAGUGGGUCUCAGGACCAUGGUCGCAGAGCCGGGGACCAGCUGAGGCCAGACGGGGAGGGGCCCAGCCAGGAGUCUGCAUGGAAAGCAGGCCCCCGCCAUGUGCCCCUGUCCCCAAGGCCAGCAGGAGAGGCUCCUGGGAGGCUCUGCCAGGCAGGCUCGGGGUGCAGACCGACGGCCGAGCACCCGCGGAUGGCGGCACCGGAAGGACUCAGACCCACUGGGCUUACCUGCCCCGCCCCCGGGCGAGCGGGCCGGGCUGGUGGGUCGGGGCGGAGGGGCUUGCAGAGCCCCGGGUGAGUCUCGAGCAAUCGCCCCCUGCAACCCCCAUGAGGAAGAGCCCCGCCCCCGACCCUGAGCAAGUGGGGGCGGGGGCGGAGAACAGGGAGACCCUCCCCACGGAGACGCCCACCCUGGGGUCGCACUGCGCAGGGCUGGGAGGGGCUGGGCGAGGCCCGGGGGCGGUGGGGAGGCGGUCCGUCCCACACUCCCGCCCGGCCUGCAGGCUUCGCUGCCCAGUGAGAGUGGACACCCCCACACCCCCGCCGUCAGGCACCCGGACCCCAGAGCGGCCCUCCCGGCCCCAGUGCACACGGAACGGGCAGAAAGGAACUGCUUGUCACAACACGGACGGAGCACAGCGGUUUCCGUGA